AAGAACUUACAUCUUUAUGAUAAAAUUGUUGGAGAGUUAACUGCAAAAAGUCAUCAAACAUAUCAAAUAAUUUUUGAAGAAAUUGGAAAUGUAAUUGUAGAUAUUCUUACUGAUAACCUACAAUAUGAAAAAGAAACCAUCUUAAAUAGAGAAGAAGAACAACCAACAGUUGAAGAAUUGUUACCAGUUUUCAAGAAACUUUCUGAUAAUAGUGAAAGUAACUUAGAAAAGGAAGAGAAAAAUGAUAAUAUGAAUGUAAUUGACCUUAGUACUACAGUAAACUGCUAA
Messenger RNA from Cetraspora pellucida, 288 nucleotides. The record is from the annotation of a GenBank genome assembly. NCBI's taxonomy places the organism in Eukaryota, Fungi, Glomeromycota, Glomeromycetes, Diversisporales, Gigasporaceae.